AUGGCUACCCCCAGCGUCCUCGCUUUUGACGCUGAGGGUCAGGCCAUUGACUUUGACGUCUGGGUAGAUGACCUGCAACUUUUCCUACAGUGCGAUAGGGCAGACGGUCUCUCCCUCUUUGACCUCACUUCUGGUGCCUCUCCUGCCCCUGCUGCUGAUGAUGACGCCACUGUUCGCUCACAGUGGGCCACACGCGAUGCUGCUGCACGUCUUGCUGUGUGUCGCCACUUGCCUACCUCUGAGCGUACACACUUUAGCCAGUACAAGAGUGCUAGGACCUUGUACGACGCUGUAGUUGCACGCUACUCUUCCCCUACCACUGCUGCACUGAGCCGCCUCAUCCUACCGUACCUCUUCGCUGACCUCGCUGCUUUUCCCACAAUCGCUGACCUCAUUACGCACCUUCGCACUAGUGACAUUCGCUACCGCGCUGCCCUUCCCGCUGAGUUCUGCGCCAAGAACCCCCCCCCUAUGUACAUCACCCUCUACUACAUAGUCACCCGGCUCCCUGACACCCUUCGCCCGGUCAGGGACCACUUCCUCUCUGUUUGCCCCACCACCCUCACCGUUGACCUCCUCGAGGAGCGCCUCCUGGCAGCAGAGAAGAGCAUAGCUGCUGUAGGAGCCUCUCGUGGUGACCCUCGUGCCCCUAUCUUUGAGGGGUGCUCCCCCUCUCCUCUCUUGCCCUCUAUUGUCUCUGCUGCUGCGGCCAACCUCGUUGGUCUUGAGUCGGUCGGUGCGGCAUCUACCCCUAGCGGGAGACGCCGCACUGGCAAGGGCAAGGGGGCAGGGGCGCUGGAGGAGCUAGCGGGGGCAGUGGAGGCGGCGGUGGAGGCGGCGGAGGGGGUGGGGGUGGCGGUGGGGGUGGUGGCGGGGGUGGGGGCGUCGGUGGCGGCAGUGGAGGCGUACGCGACGGCGGCGGUGGCGGUGGGAGCGGAGGUGGCAGAGGUGGCGGCGAUGGAGGUGGCGGCGAUGGAGGAGGCAGCAGCGGAGGAGGUGGAGCUGGUCGGGGUGGCGCUGCGCAAAGGGUCGGCUCCAGUGGUGGUCAGCGCCAGCAGCAGCAACAGCAGCAGCAGCGUACUCGUGAAAUCCCCCUCCCUCAGCAGCUUCGUGAGUGGUACGCUGCACGCCAGCGUGGUGGGGGUACUGCGCUGCUUUGGCCGCCUCACGGACGCUUGGCGUCACCAGUUUCCUGAGGCCAUUGAGAUCCCUCGCUGGGGCGAGCUGUCUAGGGCGGGAGUAGCUAUCUUUGACCUUGACUUUGAUGCUAUUCUUGCUGCCAUGUAUGCUGUGACUAUUAGUGAUGAGGGUGACUGUUACCGGUGUUUUCUGCCCGACCUGGACAUUGGGACUGCUGCUCUAGGUACUGGUGAGGCUGCUGCUCUAGGUGCUAGCGAGGCUGCUGCUCUAGGUGCCAGUGCGUCUGCUUCCUUAGGUGCUUGUGAGUCUGCUCUCUCAAGUACUGCGUCGGCUUCGGCCUCCCACACCUUCACCCUUGACUUGGGGGCUUCUCGCUCCUUCUUUCGAGACUGCACCACACUCACGCCGCUUGGUCGGCCAGUUGCAGUCUCUAUGGCAGACCCCUCUGGGGGUCCUGUCCUUGCUCACUUCUCCACUGUCCUCCUGUGUCCGGCGGCCCCCUCUGGCACCCUGUCUGGUCUUUACCUCCCCUCGUUCUCUACAAACUUUGUAAGCGGUGCUGACCUACAGGAUGCGAGGGUUCACCAGUUCACUCUUGCGAGUCAGCGGGUGACCCACUGCACGGACACUCGGACGGGCCGACACUUGGCCACGUUUAUAUGUUGGCCGGGGUCGAGCCUGUACACACUGACCACUGAGUCUCCUCCAGUCACUACGUCUGGUCAGGCAGCUACGUUGAGUCAGGUGUUUGCUGCAGCGUCCAGGUCUGGUCCUGAGUCUGCCCCCUGCUCGUGUCGCCUCCUGUCUCACGAGACUCUCCUCUGGCACCACCACCUUGGUCACCCCUCGCUGCCUCGUCUCCGAGGCAUGGCCUCCCGUGUCCUUGUCUCUGGUCUUCCCUGGUCCCUCCCUCCCCUUCCUCCGGGGCCUGCCCCUACCUGCGUCCCCUGUGUCGAGGGGCGGCAGCGUGCUGCCCCUUACUCCUCCCAAUUUCCUCCGACAGAGGCCCCGUUGCACACGCUUCACAUGGACGUGUGGGGCCCAGCGGAGAAUUCUCCUCUGGCCUUCUGCGAGCCUACUAGUUGUGCACGAGGCAUCCGCCAGACCUUCACGCUUCCGGACUCUCCACAGCUAAAUGGGAUUGCUGAGCGCCGCAUUGGCAUGGUCAUGGAUGUCGCUCGUACGUCCAUGAUGCAUGCGGAUGCCCCCCAUUUUCUGUGGCCGUUUGCGGUCCGGUACGCGGCGCAUCAGAUCAGCCUUCAGCCCAGGGUCGCCAUGCCGGAGACCUCCCUAGCUUUGCUGUGGACGGGGAAGGUUGGCGAUGCGUCUGUGUUCCGUGUCUGGGGAUCUCGGGCGUUUGUCCGCGACUUGUCUGCGGACAAGCUGUCCCCUCGUGCUACUCCCUGCGUCUUCCUUGGCUUCCCCCCUGACGCACCAGGGUGGCAGUUCUACCAUCCCACCUCGCGCCGUGUUCUGUCCUCCCAGGACGUCACGUUUGACGAGUCGGUCCCCUACUACCGUCACUCCCCCCGCCACCGCUGUUCCUUGUGCCAGGUCCCCCCCCGGUAG
Closterium sp. NIES-65 is the source of this 2709-nucleotide messenger RNA. NCBI's taxonomy places the organism in Eukaryota, Viridiplantae, Streptophyta, Zygnematophyceae, Desmidiales, Closteriaceae. The record is from the annotation of a GenBank genome assembly.